This is a messenger RNA of Dendroctonus ponderosae (mountain pine beetle), 1665 nucleotides long. RefSeq names its product cilia- and flagella-associated protein 410-like. Bases 286 to 1416 code for a protein of 376 amino acids. Lineage: Eukaryota; Metazoa; Arthropoda; Insecta; Coleoptera; Curculionidae. The record is from RefSeq and is a predicted model, not a curated record. The transcript has 10 exons. Gene Ontology annotation, biological process: cytoskeleton organization.
CUUGCGCUGUUUUGUUCGCGGUUAAUCCGCUCCUAAUCCUAAAUAAUCAAGCCAGUAACUGCUAGGAAUUUCCGACGAUUGUUUGAGGUGUCUGUGUAACGUGCGUUCACCAACUGCCAGUUAUUGUCAACUAUUUGAUAUUUGUUCUUUGCGUGCUUAUCAACUGAGCCCCUUAAUCGGGUUAAAAUUCAAAUACUUCGCUAGCAGUGCGUGCGGGUCGUUACCAUUCUUUGACCAGAUCCAAGUGCUCAGUUUCCCGGUAGAUCUGGGGCCCCUUAAGUCACCAUGGCGAAGCGCCUCACUGAAGAAAUGGUGAUUGCCAGGACCAAAAUCUCCGACCUGUCCAAGAUCAAAAGACUGAACUGCUGGGGCAGCGAAUUGGUGGACGUCUCUCUGCUUAGGAGGAUCCCUAAUGUGGAAGUCCUCUCAUUAAGCAUAAAUAAAAUCGACACUCUGGUCGAUUUCCAAUUCUGCAAGCGCUUAGAGGAGCUCUACAUCAGACAGAACGACAUCCGGAACCUGCACGAAGUGGUCUACUUGCAAAACUUGACGAAUCUGAAAAACCUGUGGCUGGGCGAAAAUCCUUGCUGCAACACCGAUGGGUAUCGGCUGGCCGUAAUCAAGGCGCUGCCACAGCUGCAGAAGCUCGACAAUGUCGCCAUCACUCAGGAGGAGUUGCGCGACUCACAGCGACGUGGCAAAGCUCUUUGUCACCCUGAGGACGCGCAUGAAGAAUCCGAAGAAGAGUAUGUGGCAGAGUCGCCCCCUCAGCAGCACCCACGUUACCAAGAGUACCCCGAGCCCGAGUACAGUCCAGUGCAAAGAGGCUCCCCGAGACAAGAGACUGAGUAUGCGCUGGAGGACAGCGAAGAUCCGUACCCGCGCGAAGACGUUUCUGAAGAGAGUCGCGACUAUUCGCCGCCACAGCGCCAAAGUCCGCAGCGCCGACCGGAGCAGCGCAGAAGCUACAGUCCGGAUGAACAGUGCGUCGAGCGACGCAGAAACAGCUUCGACCGCGAAGCUCCGAGACAGCCAGCCACUCAGUACUAUGACACAUCCUCUUCAGCUACUAACUCAUUUGAGGAGCCGAAAUCAUGCGACAGUCAAAACACGUAUCGAGAGGCGAAAAUUGUCACUAGCCAAUCAGCUAGCUGCAUAAAGGAAUACACAAACGGCGAUCGCUACAUCCAAACGCAACAAUACAAAGAGAGCAGCGAAGUGUCGUCCACGCACGGCCUGGACAAGCGCUAUUCGUGCUCUGCGGCAGUUCAUCGGCCGCCCUUUACGCGACGCCCAGUCACCCGAAACUCCAACAUCCUGUCAGCCGUACUUUGCUUGGUCAAGGAGCUGGACUACCCCAGCUUGGAGGUGGUGGAGAUGGCCGUCAGGUGUCGCAUGGAUGAGCUGGACGAAUGACAUCAUCCCACCGAGGAUGGCGGCAAUUCAAAAACCAAUAUUUCCGACUCAAGCAGCCUUACAUGUGCACUGCCAAUGCUCCCACCCUCUUAGCUUGCCCAAAAGGACUGUACAAGUGGUCCAGUCAGUCGAAUUUUAAUGUACAUAUAGGACUUGAUAAUACUUAACUUAACGCUCAUUGGGGGCUGUCAGAAUAACCCGCCCCCCUAAGCUUUAACUGAUGUGCAAUAGACAGUGCUGUCGAACAAA